AUGGCACCAAAGAAGAGCAACAAGACCGCCGACAGCAUCAACGCCAAGCUUGCCUUGACGAUCAAGUCUGGCAAGGUCACUCUUGGCUACAAGUCCACCCUCAAGACGCUGCGCUCUGGCAAGGCCAAGCUCGUCAUCAUCGCCGGCAACACCCCUCCUCUGAGGAAGUCUGAGCUCGAGUACUACAGCAUGUUGGCCAAGACCGCCGUCCACCACUUCUCCGGCAACAACAUCGAACUCGGUACCGCCUGCGGAAAGCUCUUCCGAUGCUCCACCAUGGCUAUCCUCGAUGCUGGUGACUCGGACAUCCUCAGUACCACCCCACAGUAG
Zasmidium cellare ATCC 36951 is the source of this 330-nucleotide messenger RNA. RefSeq lists its product as uncharacterized. Gene Ontology annotation, cellular component: cytosolic large ribosomal subunit. NCBI's taxonomy places the organism in Eukaryota, Fungi, Ascomycota, Dothideomycetes, Mycosphaerellales, Mycosphaerellaceae. The record is from RefSeq and is a predicted model, not a curated record. The coding region runs from base 1 to 330 and encodes 109 amino acids. Gene Ontology annotation, molecular function: structural constituent of ribosome; RNA binding. The transcript has 4 exons.